AUGGUCAUACCGAACCCCCUACCCGACUCUGAGCCCGAGCCCGAUAUACGAAGCCAUCAGUAUGGCAACACCUCUCAACCACAACCCGUCGCCACUGGCGGCCCCGGUGGCGGCACCCACCCUCCUUCGCCUGCCUCAGUCGUUAUUCGUCGCGCCUCGGCGCCGUCCACGAUAAUUGAGGACGAUGGUGACGAAGUUACUACUGACCCCACGCCCUGGCAAAGCUUCAAGAAUAUGCUGCGCUGCCAACCCGCGCUCUUCGCGUGCCCCGUCAUUCUCCCCAUUGCCUGGGCCUUGCACUUUAGCCACCAGAACGCCAUUGCAGUGUUCAUCACCAGCUUGCUCGCGAUCAUCCCUCUUGCUGGUGGUCUAAGCUUUGCAACCGAGGAACUCGCCACCCGAAUUGGUGACGCCUGGGGCGGUCUCCUCAACGCCACGUUUGGUAAUGCGGUCGAACUGCUCGUCGCCAUCCUUGCACUCGUCAAGGGUGACCUCGACAUUGUGCAGGCGUCCAUGGCCGGCUCGAUCCUCAGCAACAUUCUGCUCGUGCUGGGAAUGAGUUACUUUGCCGGCGGUCUCCGCUUCCACGAGCAGCUCUAUGGCGUUGUCGGCGCCCAGACCAACAUUUCGCUGCUGAGCAUCACGGUCGCCGCCGUCCUGCUCCCGGAGGCGUACCACCUGGCAUUCCCAGACUCGACGCGCGGCAGCGGAAGCGCACGCUCCAGCGCCGCACAGCUGUCGCCCGUGGAGCUCAGCACGAUCCUCGCCAUGUCCCGUGGCUUGAGUUUCAUCCUCCUCUUCGUGUACGGUGUCUACCUCACGUUCCAGCUGUACACGCACGCCUACCUGUUCAAGACUGUCCGCGAGGCAGCGCACGCCCUCCCGCCCCCAAACCACGCACACGUCUUCCCGCGUCCCAACUGGGUCGCGUCGCUGCGCACCGUGCCCACGCGCGACACGUACCAGGCCGGUGACGGCACCUCGCCGCGUCCGGGCUCGCCCAUCGUCCGCGCCCCCACCGAGGUGGACGGCGACUUGAGCAACCGCGCGUCGUUUGCCGCCAUCCAGGGCUCACACUCUGACCUCGGCAUUGCGACGGCACGCGCGCGCUCGGGCUCGGCACCAGACGCACACGCCGGUCACACCCACCUGCAGAACCUCGCGCUCCCCGACGCCGACCUGCGCUGGCGCGAGAAGCGGCCCGACAUGGACGUGGACAGCACCGGCAGCCCCGUGAGCAGCCUGCAGGCCAUGAACACCCUCGUCGACGUCGAGCGCGGCCACGGCCCUGCCGUCCACCAGCGCCUCGUCCUCCCGCACCCCGAGCCCAAGGUGGGCAAGGUCUUUGCCCUCGUCUCCCUCGCAGUGUUCACCGGUCUCGCGGGCCUCACUGCCGAGUGCCUCGUGAGCUCCAUCGACGGCCUGACCGAGGAGACCAACGUCUCGCGCGAAUUCGUCGGUCUCAUCCUCCUGCCCGUGAUCGGCAACUCGGUCGAGCACAUCACCGCCGUCACCGUGUCGCUCAAGGACCGCCUCAACCUCUCCCUCUCCAUUGCCGUCGGCUCCAGUAUCCAGGUAUCGCUUUGUCUCCUGCCCUUGCUUGUCCUGCUCGGCUGGGCGAUCGGCCAGCCGAUGAGCCUCCUGUUCGACACCUUUGAGACCAUCUGUCUCGUCGUCGGCAUCAUCAUUGUCAACUUUGCCAUCACGGACGGAAGGACCAAUUACCUCGAGGGUGCAGUGCUCAUGGCGGCGUAUGUCUGUAUCGCACUUGUCUGUUGGUUCUACGACCCUGUCCAUUAA
This is a messenger RNA of Apiotrichum porosum, 1800 nucleotides long. RefSeq lists its product as uncharacterized. The record is from RefSeq and is a predicted model, not a curated record. The transcript has 3 exons. Gene Ontology annotation, molecular function: calcium:proton antiporter activity. The coding region runs from base 1 to 1800 and encodes 599 amino acids. Gene Ontology annotation, cellular component: fungal-type vacuole membrane. Gene Ontology annotation, biological process: intracellular calcium ion homeostasis; calcium ion transmembrane transport. Lineage: Eukaryota; Fungi; Basidiomycota; Tremellomycetes; Trichosporonales; Trichosporonaceae.